UAAGGCGCUCAGGCAAGAACAUCUAUAGUAUGUGUAUACAAAAGUGGUAUUACCAGGACAUACCGUAAAUUACCCCCAUCGACCGAACCUUCUGCUCCUCGCGACGUCAUGUCCCCGACCUGCCCUCCUUCCAUUGUCACAGACCAAAGGCAAAGGCACGGAAGAUGUGAGUUCUUCUUUGGACGGUGGAGGAAUCUAUUGAUUUGCUCUUGCUGACCAGACAAAAAAGACCCACUAGACUUCGGUUGACUCCGACUUCCCAGAUCGUACCACUCCACUCCGAAUCCUCUCUCCGGACGAUCAAUCCCACGACUCUCGACAGGCGAUAAAGCAUCAUUGUACCUUAUCACCCGCUACAAUGUCUAGCGAACCUCUUCCUUCCUCCCUAGAGGAUAACCCUCACUUUCAGGAGGAAACCGGUCUCCAAAAGUUCCGCAGACGUUUCAAGGAAGAACCCUUGAUCCCGCUAGGAUGCGCCGCCACCUGUUACGCGCUCUACCGGGCCUACCGAUCGAUGAAGGCCGGCGACUCGGUGGAAAUGAACAAGAUGUUCCGUGCUCGUAUCUACGCCCAGUUCUUCACGCUUGUCGCCGUGGUUGCCGGAGGCAUGUUCUAUAAGACGGAGCGACAGCAGCGCAAGGAGUUCGAGCAGGCGGUGGAGGCGCGCAAGAGUCAAGAGAAGCGGGACGCAUGGCUGCGCGAACUGGAGAUUCGUGACAAGGAGGACCGCGACUGGCGGGAGCGCCAUGCCGCCAUGGAGUCGGCGGCCAAGGAGGCUGGCAAGGCCUCUGCUGCUAAGCCGGUUCCUGAGCAGGAUGCCGCUCGCUCUGUGGUGGAGCCGACCGAGCAGAAGUCGCUCGGGGUGUUGGCGGCUGUCCGAGAGCUUGUGUCGAGGCAGAGGUAAAUUCCUGGAGAAUUGAGGCAAGGGGAAUAUUCAAAAAAAGGGUUCUUGGAACCUAGAUCGGUCUUGAUUGAGUUUGGGUAUCAUAGUGUACAUAUAUACAUUUUGGUGUUAUUCUGCAUGCGAACAUCUCGUCUCUAGCCGCUUCCUGUCAUGC
Molecule: messenger RNA, 1058 nt
Organism: Aspergillus melleus
Lineage: Eukaryota; Fungi; Ascomycota; Eurotiomycetes; Eurotiales; Aspergillaceae
Gene: rcf1
Product: respiratory supercomplex assembly factor RCF1
Exons: 3
Coding region: 359-904 (181 amino acids)
Biological process (GO): mitochondrial respirasome assembly
Cellular component (GO): mitochondrion
Source: RefSeq, a predicted model, not a curated record